Messenger RNA from Debaryomyces hansenii CBS767, 1125 nucleotides. RefSeq lists its product as uncharacterized. The coding region runs from base 1 to 1125 and encodes 374 amino acids. The transcript has a single exon. The record is from RefSeq and is a predicted model, not a curated record. NCBI's taxonomy places the organism in Eukaryota, Fungi, Ascomycota, Pichiomycetes, Serinales, Debaryomycetaceae.
AUGCUAUUAUCAAGGAUAGGAUAUGGCAUUAGAGCCAGUACGUUAAGACAAACAAGGGUUAAUAUACUAGGGUUGUCGCUAGCCCAACGGUUCAAAUCGAAUUUACCAGAAGACUUUAAUCCUAAGAAGGACCUACCAACUAGUGGAGAAUGGAAACACAUGAAGCACCAUAUACCAGGGGAAGCCGAACAAAAGAAUGAUUUGAAGAGUCGUAUUCCUAAGUUUCCACUCGGCAAAGAAGCGGUUCCUACGUUAUUGCCUAGACCAGGAGUGCCCCAGGUUGGCCCAAAAUAUUCGUUCAGACAAGUGAUCCAGAUAUUGAAGAAUAAACAGAAGCCUGAAUUGAUCUACGAAUCUGAACCACACAGAUUAUACUUCCUAGCGUCGUUCUGCUGUUCGCUUGUCUUCACUAUAUACGGGUUUGUUCUCUUGGAAUAUGCGUAUUUCCAGGCUAACAAAGACUACGAAGAAAACGAGAAGGAGCUUAGCGAGCCACUCAGAAAGAGAGAAUGGUUCAUUUCGCUUAUUAAGUACUCGUCGAUCGGUGUGAUUGCAUUGGCGGUGGCCACUGGAUUUGCCAAAUUCCCCACCAGGUUAAUCAGAAGAAUGUGGUAUUUACCAGGCCCAGUCGAACACAUCAAAUUUACGUCGUAUCCACUCUUUCCAGGGGCUCCUACACCCGUGAUUACACUCCCGCUUAGCUCGAUAGCCAGAAAACAUACAGCCAGGGUAUGGACCGGAAAAGGGUUCUACGGAACUGCCGACAACUCGAUGUUCUGCUUUGUGCUCAAGGAAACAGGUGCCAGGUCGAGAAACUGGUUUGUCGACAGAAAAGGGUUCUUCUGGUCAGACGGCCGGGUUUUUGACUUGUUGUUUGGCAAAGAGACAAUCGCCGAGGCCGAGGCGGGUAUUCCCUACGACGAACAGGUCGGCAUGGUCAACAGGGAGGUUGAAAGAAAGAGAAAAGAGUUGCGGGCAAAACACGGAUUUUUCUACAAGUGGAAAAUCCAGGCCCAGGACAUGAAGCAGGAUGUACAGGGAGCCACUAACUAUGUGAACACGUUGAGGGGUUCCAAGAAGCCUAAGUCCACCAAUCAAAUUAACGGCAAGAACGACAACAUGUAA